AUGGAGGAAGAAGAUGGUGGUGGAAACCCUACUCACAAGGCGCUGAACAAGAAGGUGGUGGCGAUGCUGUACAAGGCGUUGGCGGCUGGCGACAGGGAUGCGGUCUCGAAGCUAGUGACGUCGAACGACGACCUGGAGUGGAGAUACCACGGGCCUCCGCAGUGCCAGUACAUGAUGCGGGCGCUCACGGGUCACCACCGGCGGCGCGAACGAGAGGUCCGGAAGUUCAGUUUCAAGCCCAGGAGGAUCAUGGCCUUCUGCGACCGGGUGAUCGUCGAGGGUUGGGAUGGACUGGAUGCCUACUGGGUGCACGUUUGGACCCUCAAGAUGGACGGUUCCCACCCCGUCAUCGCCGAGUUCCGCGAGUACUUCAACACAUGGCUCACCGUGCUCAUCCGAUCCUUUGGUAAAGAGGUUAGGGUGUGGCAGAGUGAGCCCCGGUUGCAUCGUAACCGCUCCUUGCCGGACAUUGUCCUCGCUAUUUGA
This is a messenger RNA of Syzygium oleosum, 486 nucleotides long. RefSeq lists its product as uncharacterized. The record is from RefSeq and is a predicted model, not a curated record. The transcript has a single exon. NCBI's taxonomy places the organism in Eukaryota, Viridiplantae, Streptophyta, Magnoliopsida, Myrtales, Myrtaceae. Bases 1 to 486 code for a protein of 161 amino acids.